This is a messenger RNA of Gymnodraco acuticeps, 4033 nucleotides long. RefSeq names its product cAMP responsive element binding protein 3-like 1 (gene creb3l1). The record is from RefSeq and is a predicted model, not a curated record. The transcript is spliced from 12 exons. Gene Ontology annotation, biological process: regulation of transcription by RNA polymerase II. Gene Ontology annotation, molecular function: cAMP response element binding; DNA-binding transcription factor activity, RNA polymerase II-specific. Lineage: Eukaryota; Metazoa; Chordata; Actinopteri; Perciformes; Bathydraconidae. The coding region runs from base 105 to 1376 and encodes 423 amino acids.
UCCGGCGACCAGAUGGACGACUUCAGCAGUGAAUUAUUCAGCAGUUUCUUUGACGACCAUCUAUUAGAGCGGCCCAUCGUGUCAGACAGACCUUCACUAUAAGCAUGGAUAUGGACGACAGCAGCGCAGAUAUUCAAGCGGAGCACAGCUACUCUUUAAGUGAAGACUCCGCCCCCCAGAGCCCAGCCCUGUCAAUCAAAAUGGAGCACGAGUCUGAAUUUGAAUGGAGCUUCAGUCAGGACCUUUCGGGCAUCUUGGUGAAACAGGAGGAGCCGGAUGUGGGUCAAAGGUUAGAUCCUCAGCCUCACGAAGGCCCGCCCCUCACAUUAAGCCCCGCCCCACCACACAGAGGGUCUCCAUGGAAACACACGGAGCCCAGUCAAGACAGCGUGAAGCCCGUCGCCAUAAAAGAUGAACCCAAAGAGAUUGGACAGUACCUCAGCCUGCCCAGCGAUGACGCUCUACAGCUCCCGCCCACCCCUCCCAGCAGUAACCACGGCGACAGUGACGGUUCCCUGCCCCCCUCUUCCCCCCCCCUCACCCUGCCCCCCUCCUCCCCUCAGCCGACGCAGAGGCCAGGAGGUCGCGCCUGUUCUUCCUCCUCUUCCUCAUCCUCCUCUUCCUCCACAGCCAUCUCCUCCUCACCUCUGCUCACCGCACCACAUAAGCUGCAGGGCUCAGGGCCGCUCCUGCUGACAGAAGAAGAGAAGAGGACCCUGGUGGCAGAGGGUUACCCCGUACCCAACAAACUCCCUCUCACUAAGAGUGAAGAGAAGGCACUGAAGAGGGUCCGACGGAAGAUCAAAAACAAGAUCUCAGCUCAGGAGAGUCGGAGGAAGAAGAAAGAAUAUGUGGAAUGCCUGGAGAAAAAGGUGGACAGCUACACGUCAGAAAACAGCGACCUGUGGAGAAAAGUAGAAAACCUGGAGACCGCCAACAGGUCUCUCCUACAGCAGCUGCAGAAGCUUCAGUCUCUCGUUACAGGGAAGGUCCUCCCUCGCUCUUGUAAAAUUGCCACUACUCAAACGGGAACAUGCCUCAUGAUGGUGGCCGUGUGUUUUGUCCUGGUGUUGGGCUCCUUCUCUCCCUGCUUCUCUCCUCUCUCCUUCCUCACUCACACCUCUUCCUCUUUGUCCUCAUCCUCCUCUUCCUCUCAUCCCUCCUCCUCUCCGCCUCUCCCGUCAGCGGACCUCUAUACCACCAGUCAGGUCCGCUCCCGCAGCCUGCUCUUCUACGACGAAGGGUCUCCACUGGAGGAGAGUUUAUCUCCAUCAGAAGCAGAGAGCCACAUCCAGACCAGCAGAUACACAGCGGAGGCCAACCAGACCACCGGGCCCAAAGCAGACAGCAGAGAAACGAAACCAGAGUUUAUCUGACCCCUCCUCCCACAACAUCUAACCUCUGACCCCCAAAGCCACAAACCUCCAGACUCCUGAAACCCCUGAACUCAGCAGGCAUCCAGACUUCCUCCGUCCUCCACAGCCGACACACUGCCGUCACCACGAGGUGCUUCACUUCUCAAACAGACUCUGCUACACCUGAAUAUACUUGAUUUGAAAGGGAUUGGAACUUCUGUUUUUAUGCAUACAAUCAUUUUAAAAAUCCAACUAAUCUUAUCAUAUUUAGUUUAAACAACAACCAGGGGCUUAAUUAUAUAAUCUAUAUACAAUAAUUUACAGAUACAAUGUGUAGCAUUUUAACACAAAGCUGUGAUCGACUAUUUCACUUCCUCAUAAAAACAAAUGUAGUGUAGCGUUGCCAACAUCCUUUAGGAAUGAAAAAGGAAAUGUGGUCUUAGUAUCAAGAGAAACAUAGAUGUUUGCACCUUUAAGAACUCAUGAACAUAAAUGCAUACGGAUACUUGACAGACCUCCAAUUUGGGAGUGUAUAUUUUACUUUUCAAAGGCACUAAAUCGGGUCAGUGCUUUAAUUUUUAACCAGUCAUAUAUGUUGCUAAAGGGCCUGCAGCUAACACCUAGGCCGUUUCUCAAUGUCGAGUACACCUGCUGCAGAGCCACUAUUUCAAGUAUACUACGUCAUCGAGUGGCGCCGAAGGACUGUUUAAAUGCAUGUUAAAUGCCCAGCAUUCUGCGCCACUCUAUGACGUAGUAUACUUGAAAUAGUGGCUAUGCAGCAUGUGUUCUCAACAUUGAGAAACGGCCCUAAUGUGAUUAUCGAUUCAAGUUAGGAUAGAUCCUCAUAUUAGAGAAUGGAUCACCAAAAUGGAUUCUGUUUCAACUCUACGUUAAUAACAGUGUACGUUAAAACUAGAUAAUAAGGAAAAGGAAGCUGUGCCGUUUAAAAGUGCCUUCCACUUACUUAAGUCUAAUAUGACGAACUUGGCCUUAUUACACCUAAAGCACGCAGCUAUAAACCUGUAAACAACAAACCCUCUGUAUCUGGGGAAACAUUUUGAUUUCAAAAGCUAGCCUUAAGUGUUCAAGAGUUAAAGCAAAAGAUAUAUUUUGUUUUAUUUUUCCACUUUUUAAAUCCAUCUCCAGGUUAAAGUCCACAUUCUGCAUAUUUUUUGUAUGUUAAUAUCAAAGGACUGUUAAAGGGGGUCCUACGAGAGGUGGGGAAACAAUUACAUAAAAGUAUUUUUAUGGAAUUAAAUUGUAUAUGUAAUAUAUUUGCAGCAUCGAAAAAAUGCAUAUUUAAUUUAUGCAGCAAAAAAACAAAUACUGAACGUGUUUUUAAGUUUGUUAUUCUAUUGUUUUUUCUAGAAAAUGUUUACAAAAAAACACUCAAAUACAAGUUAUAAUAUAUUCCGAGCAUCAAAAAAGAGCAUAUUUAUUUUAUGCAAGAAAAAAAAAAAGGGAAUUUUAUGUUGUGUUUUUGCAUUUAGGAUGAUGACGUUUUACAUGACGGUGUGUCGUGUAAACUUUGACAUGAUCUGCUUUUGUCUUUCAACUGUAAUACAGUGUUUAUGUUUCCUGCUGUCGCAUGAAAGGUCCAUUUGGUUCCUGUGUGAUAUAGAAAUGCCACUAGCUUGUAAAAUGUAUUUUUGAAAUCAAUUUUUUUAGCCAUAAGGUGAAGUUUCUUAACCUAAAACGCAGAAGAAAUUCAUCCGAAAUCAAAAGCACGAUCUUAAAUAAUUAGAACAUCGGCAAUUAUCAUAUUUGUUGUCAUAAAUUCAUUUCACCGUAGAUGCUAAAUGUGCUCAUGCGACAGCAGUGUGUGUUGUAUUUAUUCCUGUUUGUAGAAAGUGUGUAUAUAUUGAUGAAGCCAAUCAGGGGACUCAUACAUUCCAGGAAGUAAAACAAACCACUAGCUUUGUUAUCGCCAACAUUUGAAGGAACCAUUGGGACAUUUACAACAACAAAAAUCACUUUCUGACAAUGAAAGAAAAAACAAAACAUUUAAUGGUACUCCUUCAAAAACUAAAAGCUUUACACUGCCCCCAUCCACUUCCUUUAAUUCAUUAUUACAAUGAUGUAAUGCUCAGAACUCCUAUUUUUUAUCUCAAACACUACAAAUGUUUCUUAUCAUCUCUGUUUGCAUUUCAUUUUGUGUGUGUGUACACAAAAACAUCAUGUGACUGCAGCCCGUUGCACAAACAUCCUGUCAUUCUCAUCCAAUACCGUCUUAAUGCACCAGUGUACAUAAAUACUGACCACCUAAUGUGCAGUUGUUGUAAAUAACCUUGUUAAUGGCCUUGUUUUUUUGUAUUGUGACAUAGUCCAAGAUUGAAACCUGUGGAAUCACGUGAGAAAAUUGGAUAUUUGGGGAAUCAAAAUGUAAAGCGGGGAGGGAAUAAAACAUAAAGGGUAGGUGACUUUUUCCACCUGUAAAGAAACGUUGAUAACACAGCAGCUGCACACAGUUUUAAUCAUUGUUAAUCACCAGGAAGUGUUUCAUUAUUCCACAUUCUGAGAGAAUAAUGAAGCACUUCCAGUUAUUUCAAAUGUGUUCGGGUACCAUGUUGUCUCGGUUUGUUGUAUAGCGUCCUGCAUGUUCCUCCAUAUACUUCUAUGUUAUCUUAGUGUAGUCAGUAGAGUAGAAACCAGCAAAAUAUAAAAAACCUGCAUCAGCA